Messenger RNA from Malassezia vespertilionis, 2463 nucleotides. RefSeq names its product apyrase (gene YND1). Gene Ontology annotation, molecular function: nucleoside diphosphate phosphatase activity. The transcript has a single exon. Lineage: Eukaryota; Fungi; Basidiomycota; Malasseziomycetes; Malasseziales; Malasseziaceae. The coding region runs from base 1 to 2463 and encodes 820 amino acids. Gene Ontology annotation, cellular component: membrane. The record is from RefSeq and is a predicted model, not a curated record. Gene Ontology annotation, biological process: nucleoside diphosphate catabolic process.
AUGGCGGCGGGUCGUGCAGGGAUGCUGACGGCGCGUCGGUUUCUAUACGAUGCUGAGCUACAGGGUGCUUCAUCUGAAGAACAAUUGUGGCUUCAAAACAGAAAAUAUACGAUUGUCGUCGACGCCGGCUCGUCGGGCUCGCGACUUAUGGUCUAUUCGUGGCGUGAUGUAGAGUGGGAGAUUGAGAUGCGCAAGGCAAACAAUUUGCCGCUGGAUGUGCUGCCUAUUGUUGAGAAAGGGACAUGGGAGGGCUCACAGCUGGAGUGGCAAUUCAAAAUCGAGUCCGGGCUGUCGUCGUUUGCAAGCGACGUGCAUGGCUUGCGCAGCUACUUGGACGAGCUCUUUACACAGGUGUACACCAUAAUUCCCUCAAGCGCUUAUGCCUUGACCCCAAUUUACAUUUUCGCGACUGCCGGCAUGCGCCUACUUCCCCCAGCAGCGCGCAAAUCGAUUUUGCAGGAUACGUGCAGCUAUUUGCAAAAGCUCCCCUUUUUUGUGCAGCAAGGCAACAAAGGCGCAGAAGAGGAUACAGAUAGUGCAUGCGGUGGCCAAGUGCGUGUUAUCUCAGGUGAAGAAGAAGGUCUCUUUGGCUGGAUUGCGAUCAAUUACCUCAUGGACGGCUUCAAGGAUCCAAGCGUAGGCAAUGCGACGUUUGGUUUUCUGGACAUGGGCGGCGCAAGCACGCAAAUUGCAUUUGAGCCAUCUCAGACGAUUGCAUCCCCCCAUGCGAUGGACGAGGAGCACAUCGAUGUACCGAAGAACAACGACCUUUUCGACGUCAAUUUCCGUCGCCUUGACUCCUCCCUCUCGAACCACCAGGUUUUUGUCACCACAUUUUUGGGAUUCGGGACGAAUGCUGCCCGCACGCGCUACCUGGACGUGUUGCUGGAUACGGUUGCGCCCAACCAGGCGCUGCUGGACCCAUGCCUUCCCAAAGGGCUGCGCAUGCCCGUUGCGUCUGCUGCGCAUCAAGGCAAGCAUGUGCAAGGGACAGGUUCUUUUUCCGAGUGCCUUUUGCAGCAGCAGCCGCUGCUGGACCGCGAAGCAGAGUGCCACAAUCCACCGUGCCUUUUCCACGGAGUGCAUGUGCCUGCGAUCGACUUUGACAGCAACCAAUUCAUCGGUGUAUCCGAGUAUUGGUACAGUUCUCACGAUAUCUUUGACCUCGGCGGCUCUUACGAUUAUACCAAGUACCAGCAAGCUGCACAAGCGUUUUGUGCCCAAGAAUGGUCCGAUCUCGAAACCAAGCUUGACCAGCAUGCGUUCAAGGAACAGGUCACGCUUUCGCGCCUCCAAAUGCAGUGUUUUAAAGCUGCAUGGGUUGUCACUGUUCUACACGAGGGUCUACAGCUUCCGCGCCUUGUCGACAAAGGCAUUGGCGGUGAUGGCCAAGACCAUGCACACGACGUAAAAAACAUGGCGAGCAAAAAGAACUUGUUUCAAAGCGUGAAUGAUGUGCGCGGCUUGGGCGUGAGCUGGACGCUCGGGAAAGCAAUUCUUGAGGCGAGCACGAGCAUCCCUGCCACAUCGUGCCAGGACUGCCAUCUGCGUGUACAGCACAAUGAGCCGCACACGUACAAAGGCGCGCGGCUCGGCGGAGUUGAAGCGGGACGUGCUGGCGUGCCGGUGUGGGUGUCCAUGCUCCUUCUCGCAUUGUGCAUCCUUGCCAUGUACGGUGUAUGGCGCUUUGCGAAACGCUCUGCUUUAGACUACCGCGGCUGGACUUCUGUCCCAAUGUCGGAAACCUGCAGGGAUGACGACGAUGCUGUUGUACCGCUUGUGCUUGAGGAGCAGGAGCCCUGGAGCGAUAUUCGCCCCGUGAAGACGCCGACGUAUGCCCGAGCGGUGCAGUCGCAUUCACACCGCAGCAGUCACCAUGCGCGGCGAAAAUCGGCUUUCCACAAAGAGCGCGGCCACUUUGCUUCCAUGGCACACAAGACAGCCGAGUAUGCCUCUCGCCAGCUUUCGCGCGUCUUUCCCGACCGACGCCAAGGAAAGUUUGAGGAGCUGCCCACAGCGCACUCGCUUGCCAGACGGAGCUACCCAACACCUCUACGUACGCAACGGCUCGAGUCGCUCUCCCAGCAAGGCCUGCUCAGCAUCUCGACGCCUUGGAGCUCGAGUUUUCGGACGCCUGUUCACCCAGUUUCGCCCAGUCCCUUAUCUCCAACCGCAGUUUCUUACAGCCACCCCGCAAGCCCCGCGGUGUGGCCCGAUUCGCCAAGCACACCCGCUCAUCGUACAGGAAACGAUGCCAGUGCCCUGCUUGCCUCUGGCAGUGCGUACAGCAAUCAUACCCCAUCCCGCGGUCCGUCCCCCAUGUUGCUAGAGUCGCGGCGCCCUUCUGUUCCAUUUACAGCACCUGUUACACGCAUGUCGAGCCCGUGGCUCGAGCUGCCGAACCGCAGCGCGGAGCCCUCGCCGACAGCGUCCCUCUUCCCGCACAAGCGUUUGUACGAAUAG